AUGAGCACGUUAACAGAGGAGGUGCUGGAGCACAUCGUGUCAGACGACGGGCCGGGCACGCCCUCCGGGCCGUGCGACCCACCGAAAACACCCCCGGCCGCACGCCAUGUCAUCGUGUUGCACUGCUUCCUCUCCUUUGUCAUCUGCAACAUCGACCGGAUCAGCCUGUCCGUGGCGAUCAUCCCCAUGGGGAAGGCCUUCUCGUGGUCGGAGUCGACGAAAGGGCUAGUGCAAUCGGCCUUCUUCGUGGGCUACAUGACGACGCAAAUCCCGGGCGGGAUGGUUGCGGACCGGCGCGGCGGGCGCGCGGUGCUCGCCGGCGGCGUGCUGGCGUGGUCGGUGGCGACGCUGCUGACGCCCGUCGCGGCGCGCCUCGCGCUGCCCGCGCUGCUCGCCGCGCGCGUCGUGCUCGGCAUCGGCGAGGGCGUCGCCAUGCCGGCCAUGAACGCCAUGGUCGCCGCGUGGGUGCCCGCGGCCGAGCGCGCGCGCGCGCUCAGCUUGGUCUACUCGGGCAUGUACGCUGGCAGCAUCCUCGGCCUGGUGGCCGCGCCGGGCGUCAUGCGCGCCGCCGGCUGGCAGGCCCUGUUCUACGUCUUCGGCUUGGUCGGCAUCGCGUGGGUGGCGCUGCGGGGGCGCAGGACGGGGAGCUGCCACGUAGGCGCGUCGGCUGCGGUAGCGGCGGUGCCAUGGGUGUCGAUGUUUGCGUGUGCCAACGUGGGCGGGCGGGUAGCGGACGGGCUGCUGCAGCGCGGGUGGAGCACGACGCGGACGCGCAAGACGAUGCAGAGCGUGGGGUUCUGCGGGGCGGCGGUGUUUCUGGGGCUGGUGUGCGCGGCGCGCACGGCGGGGCAGGCGAUGGGGUGCGUGAGCGCGGGGCUCGGGCUGGCGGCCUUCUCGCAGAGCGGGGUGUACGCAAACCACCAGGACAUCGGGCCGCGCGUGGCGGGGACGCUGCUGGGGAUCUCCAACACGUUUGCGAGCGUGGCCGGGGUCGUGGGGGUGUAUGUGUCCGGCGUGGUGCUCGACCGGACUGGGCACGACUGGAGGGCCGUGUGGGGCAUGGCGAUCGCGUUCGACAUGGUCGGCUUGGUGGUGUACAACUUGUUUGCUACUUCGGAGCGGCAGUGGUGA
Chondrus crispus (carragheen) is the source of this 1131-nucleotide messenger RNA. RefSeq lists its product as hypothetical. The coding region runs from base 1 to 1131 and encodes 376 amino acids. The record is from RefSeq and is a predicted model, not a curated record. Gene Ontology annotation, molecular function: transmembrane transporter activity. Gene Ontology annotation, biological process: transmembrane transport. NCBI's taxonomy places the organism in Eukaryota, Rhodophyta, Florideophyceae, Gigartinales, Gigartinaceae. The transcript is spliced from 3 exons.